Messenger RNA from Adineta steineri, 996 nucleotides. Lineage: Eukaryota; Metazoa; Rotifera; Eurotatoria; Adinetida; Adinetidae. The record is from the annotation of a GenBank genome assembly.
AUGUCAGCGUCCGAUACGAGUAUGACUGAUGCAAUUAAUGGUCUUCAACAAAGCUUAAUACUGUUUUCACAAGUAUAUUGCAUUUUCCUGAUUGUUUUUGGUACAAUGGGUCAUUUAUUAAGUAUCUAUGUUUUCACACGAUCUGCAUUACGUUCUAAUCCUUGCAUACGUUAUUUUCUGGCAUCGGCUAUAUCGGGUAGUAUGAAUGUGUGUAUUGUUGUUCCAAUACGAAUGCUUCAGCUUGGAUAUGGCAUCGAUAUAUUUAUAUAUUCACUUCCCGUAUGUCAAGUAUUAUCAUAUUUUUUGGGAUGGAUAAGACUAGUACCAGUCUGGUUUAUUUCCAUGGCUUCAAUUGAUCGAUUUCUUGCUAGUUCACCAUCUGCUACACUUCGUGGAUGGAGUAGUAUUCGUAUUGCUUGUCGUAUGAUACCAGUGAUUGUUCUAUUUAUUUGUCUUAUUUAUAUUCAUUAUCCUUUCAAUCAAGCCAUUUUAUUAUUACCACAGCGAUCUUGUACUUUUGCAACAAGUAGUUAUCGAGCUUUUUUUUCUAUAUGGAAUUUGAUUUUUUGGAGUUGGAUUCCAACGAUUUUAAUGUUAGUUUCUGGUUUAUUAACUAUUCGAAAUAUUCAUAAAAGCAAAAAUAGAACAGUUCCUCAAAAUAAUAUUCAUGAAAAUAACAAAAGAAUGGAUCGACAAUUAAUUCGAAUGUUAAUUAUUCAGUGUUUUGUAUUUAGUAUUACAACAACUAUUCUAUCAAUUAUUCAACUUUAUGUUUCUAUAACAAACAAUUUGAUAGUCAAAGAUAACUAUGUAAAAGCUCGUGAUCAAUUUGCUGUGAAUAUUGGAAAUUUUAUAGCUCUUUUUGGUCCAUGUAUGAGUUUCUAUUUUUUUACAUUAUCAAGUAAAUUGUUUCGUCGUCAUUUGAUUGAUGGAUUUCGUCGACAACAACCAAUACAGAAUACGACUAAUACAAAUGCACAGCAAAGACACGUCUGA